Maylandia zebra (zebra mbuna) is the source of this 3191-nucleotide messenger RNA. It is a transcript of the gene nfatc2b, whose product is annotated as nuclear factor of activated T cells 2b. Gene Ontology annotation, biological process: cytokine production; regulation of transcription by RNA polymerase II; calcineurin-NFAT signaling cascade. Gene Ontology annotation, cellular component: transcription regulator complex. Gene Ontology annotation, molecular function: RNA polymerase II cis-regulatory region sequence-specific DNA binding; transcription factor binding; DNA-binding transcription factor activity, RNA polymerase II-specific. Lineage: Eukaryota; Metazoa; Chordata; Actinopteri; Cichliformes; Cichlidae. The record is from RefSeq and is a predicted model, not a curated record.
CGUCUGACACCGCUCGUUUUUUUCACCUCGCUCAGUUAGAUGUUUUAUUUGCGCAGUUUCUAAUGUUUUGAACGCAUCUGUGAAGUACUGUAACUUCGUCCGUUGCGUUAAUUAUCCACGCUGCGCCUUAAUUAAAGUGACGAUUUAUUUGAGCAAAAGCUAUUACAACAGUUACGUUCGUCGGGAUUCAAACCUGUUUAUUCCGAGCUGGAGAUGACUUCUGGAGGUUUGGGGCUCACCGAGGGCCUGGGCCAAGACAUAAACCAAGAGGAGUUAGACUUUUCGGACCUUUUUCUGUAUAAUCAACCGGAUUUUUCUGUUGGCUGUGAUAAAGUGACAGAUGACACUGGUGGUCUCCUUGACAAUGACAGUCAGCCUCCUCUACUGGUGGUCCAGCCUCAAGAUGCAUACAUCUCCACCUCUAACCCACCAACUUCUAACCAGGACACCUCCUCUCACAGCACCAACGCAGGAAACCUAUCAGGAGCUGUGUUUGACACCAUGGGGCUGACAUCACGAGUCGGUAUCCCUGCUCCCAGCCCCAGGAUUGAGAUCACUCCAUCUGGUGACUCUCUCAGUUCACAAACCCUAGAGCCAAGUCCUGCAUCUAAAGCCCGGGGAUCCUACAGAGAGUGCGUUAGCCCUGCCAGCAGUAAUUCUUCCACUGGCUGGGGAGCAGAUACUUACUCUCCCUUGGCAUCUCCAUGUGUGUCGCCAUCUAAUGUAGGGAGCUGUGGUAUGGGCUUGAAUCCCUUGGACCUCUGCUCAAGCCUGCAGGGCAUCCAUACAUCCUCUAACCACUCCUCUCCAGGAGCCUCACCUCGAAACAGCAUCACGGAUGAGACCUAUCUCCAACCACAGAAUCGUUCUGCUUCACCACUCCCCCAUCAGCGUUCCCGGUCUGUCUCGCCGCAGCGAGGCAAACGCUUCUACGGUCAGACCCACUCUAGUCAGGAGGGCACUCCUGUUAAGCAGCGCUCCCGGAGUCCUAGCCCCAUCCCAUCACCCCACGAUCAGCAGGGGUCCUACUACUUGCACCAAUACCAGGCUCAAGCUGAGUUUCACCCUCAAGUUCAGACCGCAACCUCUGGCCUGGACGAGAUUCUGAAUAGCAGUCCAGGAAGGGCCAAAAUACAGGACUGUGUAUAUGGCGAGGGUUACGACUGGGCUAUUGAGCAAGAAAAGAUGAGUAGGGGUGGAGCUGAGAUCAAACCUGAGACCUUCUACAUGCUCCCAACUGUGUGGCCUCCUUCUCAUUCACUCCAUCAUAGUGGACGAUCCACAUUCAGUGGUCUCACCUUGGCUCCACUUCCAUCUUUAGAGUGGUCAUUUCCCAAUCAGACGGGCCAGUAUGAGCUACUGAUCCAACAACAGCCCAGAUCGCAUCACAGAGCUCACUAUGAGACUGAGGGCAGCCGAGGAGCUGUCAAGACACCAAAUGGAGGGCACCCGGAGGUUCAGCUCCGUGGCUACCAAGGCACAUCCGCACUGGCGCUGCAGAUCUUCAUUGGAACAGCCGAUGAGAGGCUCCUGAAACCCCACGCCUUCUACCAGGUCCACCGCAUCACCGGGAAGACCGUCACCACACCCAGCAUGGAGAGGAUGAUCAACGGCACUAAAGUGUUGGAGAUCCCUCUGGAGCCAAAGAGCCACAUGAGAGUUGUGAUUGACUGCGUUGGAAUCUUGAAGCUGAGAAAUGCUGACAUUGAACUAAGAAAUGGAGAGACUGAUAUUGGACGAAAAAACACACGCGUGCGCUUGGUCUUUCGUGUCCACAUUCCUCAAUCUGGAGGCCACCUCAUGUCUCUUCAAGUGGCCUCUCAUCCUAUUGAAUGCUCUCAGCGUUCAGCUCAGGAGCUCCCUGCAGUCGAGAGGCAGGACCUGGACCAAUGCUCUGUACUCGGUGGUCAACAAAUGGUCCUUACUGGACAGAAUUUUACAUCUGACUCAAAGGUGAUAUUCUCGGAGAAAACACAAGAUGGACAGCAGAUCUGGGAAGUGGAGGCCACUGUGGACAGAGAUAAAACUCAAGCUAACAUGCUGUUUGUUGAAGUCCCUCCAUAUCGAGACCGGAGCAUUUGCCAGCCGGCCAAAGUCAACUUCUGCGUCAUCAAUGGGAAAAAGAAACGCAGUCAGCCUCAGCACUUCGUCUACACUCCUAUGAUAGCCAUUAAAGCAGAACCACUGGAUGACUACCAGCUGAAUUCUUAUGGCUAUUCAAAUAAUCAGUCUCUCUCUGGCAUGUCAAUGAGGUCUCUGUACCAUCCCCUGGAGCAAGACAACAACCUUCAAGCCUUGAAUGUUUCCUCAGCACUUUACCAUCUAACCACUGUAGACCCCCGAGCCCACAUGUUAACCCCAGAUCAACUGGAUGAUCAACCAGUCUAUUACCAGUCAAGACCUGGCACUCUGGUCAACAACCCAGUGCUGUACCACACUGGGAAUCAGCGUUACAGCAACUGCAGUAGCGCUUUACUAGGUGGUUCCCCAAUGGCUCCGCAUCCAGCCUCUGCUCCCAGCCAGUGUGUCAGUGCCAGAACCCCUUUGCCCAAAUUGGGUGAAGGUCCUCAGGUUGGUGAUUCGUUUGACCCUUAUUCAAUGUCAAGUAAUCAUGGUUACAUGCAGACAGCACUACCACUAGGAAAGUCGCCACCUCUGAGAUACAUUCAAAGUCAAGUCCAGGCAAAGGUUGGAAGUCGGGUGGACCCAGGUGGGCAGCCUCUGGCCCAGAUCGCCCCUGCUAGAGGAAACCAUGAGGAACGAGCUCCAGAGAAAAUCAUGAUCAAACAAGAGAACCUCAGUUAUGCCUAUCUGGAGGAUGUGAAUGACAUCAUAAGAAGAGACAUGAGAGGCCACAAUGGAGAGUGAUCAUGCUGAUCUGAAGCCACUCAAAGUUUAAGCAUAAUCUGUAGACAUCAAGAACAAGAACAAUAAAUCUUCAGUAACUGUAAUUUAAGCGAAACGAUAGAGACUGAUCCGUUAUAUACCAUAUUUCUGUACAACUUUGAAGGGUCAGCUCCAUUUCCAUUUUGUUAUCAUAUAUUUCAGCCUUAGUAACAAUACUGGAUCAUAUAUUCAUUAUACUCUUUUAUUUUAACUUGUUUAACUUCUUUCUGUUUAUACAGUUGUAAAAUUGCUCGUUGUAAGCUUGUAGAAAAUUUUUUAUAUUAAACAAAUUCUUUGUAUAUGAA